UAUGCAGCUAGCUACAGCCACUUGCGAAAUCAUGGCCGUAUAAUGUUUUGUGAAGUGCAAUUUGUGUAAUUGGUAGAUAUAAAUACAAAAACUUGACCAAAACCGAAUCGAAGUCCACGUAUAUUAAAAAUGUUAUCAUCACUUGUCAAGGAACAUCAAGCUAAACAAACGACAAGAAAGGAAGUUCAAGAGCAGAAGAGAAAAGAAGCAGUGGCAGCUGCUAACAACUUGACGCAAGCCUUGGUGGAUCAUUUGAAUGUUGGGGUAGCCCAGGCCUACCUCAACCAGAAGAGGCUCGAUGCAGAAGCCAAGCAGCUUCACCACAACGCGACGAAUUUCGCCAAGCAGACCCAGCAGUGGCUGAACCUGGUCGAAGCCUUCAGCGGAGCGCUGAAGGAGAUUGGCGACGCCGAGAACUGGGCUCAGAGCAUUGAAGCUGACAUGCACACGAUAACCAGCGCCCUCGAGUACUCCUACAAAGGUCCGUUGGUGAAGCACUUGUCGGAGAUGCAUUCACGUUUACUUGUGCAGGGUUGAAUACACACCCGGUUAGGUCAGCACUUUGCCAAGUAAAGUAGUUCCUUGAAAUAACAUCUUAUAAAACUAGCAAUUUUUUUUAUUUUGGUGGCUCCUGAAAAUAAUUAAUUUUUGCAUUUGUUAGAAGAGGAUGAUAGUUCCACCUUGCUUGGUGCAUUCCUACAGGUCACAUGGUCUCUAUUUAAGUUUAUGGCGGGGAUACUGAAAGUAGAAAGACUCCAAAAAUCGUUCUUUUAAAUGUGAAUCAGCCUUAGUGAUCAUCCUGUCACUUAUAACAUCCCUGGUUUUUCUUCCAGGUUCUGGGAUUUACAAAUUUUCCUUGGGAGAAUAUUUACUAUUGCUGUAAAUUUUUGUAAUAAUUUUUAGAGAGAUCAAAAGAUCUCACUGUAUGUGACUGUGACAUUUUGAAGACCAAUGUGCUUUGUGAAACCACCAUACUGCAAAAUGAGAAACUGCCUCAGUUUGAGGUGAAUUAGUGGAUAAAAGUAUGCACUGUCUAAUAGUAACAUGCUAUAGUUUGUUAGUUCUGUAGUUUUUGUUUUCUUUCCCCAUUUGCAUUUGCGGGGUAGUUGAGAGAAGGAAGGCGCAAGGGGAGUUGUGCUGGCUUUCCCCCCUCCCCCUUCAGUCUCCUCCCAAGAACGAAUGAGUUGAGGGUUGGCCCUAACAGUUAUUCUAACUUGGGGAAAAAAAGCCUUUCGGCACGUUCUUUACGUGGAUGUUUUUGUUUCCCUUGCCAGUUUAAUUUUUGCACGAGUAACACCGUGUGUCACCACUCACCACCUCCGGCUAGCUCAAAAUUAGGUGCUGAGUGGAACCUACAGGUUAGUAGCAGGUCACGAAGAAAUUUAAAUGCAAUGUUCAAUGUAUUACCUGUUUUUUUAAUUCAUGUAAAAAUCACAAUAUUCCGGACAACAGAACACAAAACAAAAAUUAAACUGUACAUCGAGGAAAGAUCCAACACGGAGCCAUCGCCCAACCACGGCCUGGUCGGCCCGGCGCUCGAACAAUGACCGCUUGGCCCGGUGCUCGGACAAUGACUGACUUUACAGCCUUCCUUUCCUUUGUGUGUGGGCAGUGUCCUGGGCUCGCUGAUGUAACUUUCAGCCAAUCACGGCGCAUAGCAACAGAAACUUCCACGAAAUGCUUACUUCUGUUCCCACGAUGCAGCUAUUUUCUCUCUCUCUCUCACACACUCUCCCGUGACUGUGACUCAAACGCCUAGCGUGUGAAACAAAGCCUCGGUCGUGGAAAUAACGAAGGAGAAUUACGUCAGCAUGCCAUCCCACACAAAAAAGCCAGCAAAAAAAUUACUUAAAAAAUAAACUUAUGCAUUUUAAAAAUAUAAACAAUAAACCCGGUGAAAUAUUUUCACAAUAACUUUGAAAAAGAAAAAAAAACUUUACAUCAUUUGGAAACCUAACCUGAAAAAUGACAAAAAAUUUAUAACAAAUGAUUACUACUGGAUUGCAUGAGGAAGGCUGUAAUCUGGGUUGUUACAACCGGAACCAAACAUUGCAUAGCAAGUUGAGAAAUUUUUUUAAAUAUUGAAGUGAACAUUUGAAUAAUGGCCUAAUCAGAAAAUACAAUGCAAUAAUAUUAAAACCUUAGUUAUUGUUACAUUUAUAAUGAAAUACAUAAUUUGAAUCACUUCAACACUGUAGUCAUAAUAUAUUUAGCUAAUGCCGAGUAAUUUGGGUGCCUAUUCACGAAUAUAAGGGGUGUAGGAGGACGUGUGUACACCUUGCCAUUUAUUAUGUAAUAAUAUUCUUAGGGGUAUCAUAGUGUUAUCACAUCUGAGCGUUAGACAAAAUAAAUUUAGUACACAGUCAUUACUGUACACAGUCACUUUUGAGGUUUUAUAAUUAUUUUUUCUGUUAGGUAUAGUUGUAAUUUUUUAUUGUUCUUACUUGCUAUUUAUAUACAGUAGAACCCUGUUAUAAUGUUUUUCAAGGGGGCAGAAGGAAUAAAAACAUUAUAAGCAGGAAAAAGGUAUCAACAGGACGACAUAUCAAUUUAGCACUUGCCA
This is a messenger RNA of Bacillus rossius redtenbacheri, 2563 nucleotides long. It is a transcript of the gene Blos1, whose product is annotated as biogenesis of lysosome-related organelles complex 1 subunit 1. Gene Ontology annotation, cellular component: BLOC-1 complex. The record is from RefSeq and is a predicted model, not a curated record. The transcript is spliced from 3 exons. The coding region runs from base 130 to 537 and encodes 135 amino acids. Gene Ontology annotation, biological process: endosomal transport. NCBI's taxonomy places the organism in Eukaryota, Metazoa, Arthropoda, Insecta, Phasmatodea, Bacillidae.